AUGUUCUCCAUUAUUCAGUUUGUUUUUUUUCAUUUAAACUUUAACUUUUUCUUUCCUUCUAAUUUUUUUUUUCAAUUAUCUUUCGGUAAUAAUCAUCUUUCAUUUUUUUUUUUUUUCUAUUCUUUUUUUUCUUUUUUUUCAUUCUUUUUUUUUCUUUUCUUUUUUAUUCUUUUUUUUUCUUUUCUUUUUCAUUCAGCCUUUUUUUUCUUUUUUUUCAUUAUUCAUUUUUUUUUUCUUUCUUUUCGUCAUUCAGCCUUUUUCUUUCUUUUCGUCAUUCAGCCUUUUUCUUUCUUUUCGUCAUUCAGCCUUUUUCUUUCUUUUCGUCAUUCAGCCUUUUUCUUUCUUUUCGUCAUUCAGCCUUUUUUUUCUUUCUUUUUUUCGUCAUUCAGUUUUUUUUCUUUCUUUUUUUUCUAUUCAGCCUUUUUCUUUCUUUUCGUCUUUCAGCCUUUUUCUUUCUUUUCGUCUUUCAGCCCUUUUCUUUACUUUUUCUUUUUCUUCACUUUUUCCUGCCUUGUUUUCAUCCUUUUUUCCUGUCUUUCUUUCAUCCCUGCCUCUUUUACUUUCUUUCUUCAGGGUCUUUCUGCCAUCUUUCUACACUCUCUUUCUUUUCUUUUUUUAUGUCUCUCUUUCACCUCUUCUUUCCCUUUUUUUUUCUUUUUUUCCACUACUUUUUUUUUUUUUUUUCCAAAAUUUUCCAUAAUUUAUCUAUCUAUCUAUCUAUCUAUAACAUUUAGUUUAUCUAUCUAUCUAUCUAUAACAUUUAGUUUAUCUAUCUAUCUAUCUAUAACAUUUAGUUUAUCUAUCUAUCUAUAA
Molecule: messenger RNA, 813 nt
Organism: Acanthosepion pharaonis
Lineage: Eukaryota; Metazoa; Mollusca; Cephalopoda; Sepiida; Sepiidae
Source: the annotation of a GenBank genome assembly